Molecule: messenger RNA, 2344 nt
Organism: Cryptococcus deneoformans JEC21
Lineage: Eukaryota; Fungi; Basidiomycota; Tremellomycetes; Tremellales; Cryptococcaceae
Exons: 10
Coding region: 444-2243 (599 amino acids)
Biological process (GO): (1->6)-beta-D-glucan biosynthetic process; fungal-type cell wall organization
Cellular component (GO): plasma membrane; endoplasmic reticulum membrane
Molecular function (GO): glucosidase activity
Source: RefSeq, a predicted model, not a curated record
CAACUCUUGACACAAGAAGUCGGACCGACAUGCUCCGAUAACUAGACACUGACUGUUGGAAUAUGAUGGACUCUAUGAAGAUGACAAGAAGUUCUGGACUCGUGCCCGUGGCGCAUUUCCUGCCCCUCAUUUUUAAGCCCAGAGAGUCCUGGGGAAAGAUACUAAAGCUUAGAUAUGUUCCCUCUUCGUUCGACGGUAUCCAACAUAAAUCGUGUCCAGCAGCUAUCGUAUCUGAUCUGGAUUUCUCCUUAUCGAGGACAGUACCAUAUUCACCCCAUUUCCAGCAUUCAACUUCAAAACAGCCAACAAUCAAUCCAGUUCACUGAUAUCUUCUUUGCACUGUUCGGUACUUUCCAACACAUCUAUCUUCACCCUGUCAAGAGUUACUCUACACCAUUCUUUCUCUCCUCGCCAGAACCUAACAUUGAAGAAGUGCGCUUGGAAUGCUAGAGCAUAAUGACAGAUAUACAUCAAGCACGAUGAUACAGGGAGAAAGAAAACAUAUCUCUGCUUCACCAAUUGCUGCACGUCGAUCUACUCUUGCGACUCUGACAAAAUAUGAGUGCUAUACCCCUCGUCCGGGACCUAGUCGGACAGACAGUGGCAUCAGCUUUACCAGUACAAGUACGGAUAGUAAGUUGAAGGACCUGGAGCAUGGUAACCCUACGGGAUUGAAAAUUAUGAUGGUCGACGCAGAGGACGAUGGAGAGGACGACGAUUGGAUGCACAGUCCUGAUCCCCAAAAGGACAAGUAUGACCGCGGAACGAUGUUUACAUUCCGAGGACUAGUGAACAUCGGGUGCCUUAUCAUACUUCUCAUUUGCUUCUUGACUCUUUUCCUCGGAUAUCCGGUCAUUACAUACUACACGGAGAAAAGUCUGAGUGCCAACGGCGCGUUCAACCUCGGAGGCAUCAACUCUACUGGACAAAUUCCAUAUAUCGAGAACUUUGCUAUGGCGAUAGACAAGGAUACUCCUGAAAGCGCAUAUACAAGAACGGGAUUCGAUGGGGAGCCGUACAAUUUGGUAUUUUCGGAUGAAUUCGAGAAGGAAGGCAGAACAUUCUUCCCAGGCGACGAUCCGUUCUGGACGGGUGUUGAUCUUCACUAUUGGCCCACAGGUGAUCUAGAGUGGUAUGACCCAUCAGCUAUAACAACCAGAGACGGAAAGCUUGUCAUCACUAUGACCCAAGAACCCAUCCACGAUCUCAACUUUAAGUCUGGGAUGCUUCAAUCAUGGAACCAAAUCUGUUUCCAGUAUUCUGUCUACAUUGAAGUUUCCGUUUCUCUUCCUGGUGACCAUAAAGUCCCUGGUUUUUGGCCAGGCGUAUGGAUGAUGGGUAACUUAGGGAGGCCAGGGUAUGGAGCGACGACAGACGGAACAUGGCCGUAUUCAUACGAUUCGUGUGAUUAUGGGACGUUGGCCAAUCAGACGAAUCCAGAGGGGACAGGACCGGAAGGCGCAUUGACUUCGGGGGCAAACGAUGGUCCUAUCUCAUAUCUACCUGGUCAGCGAAUGUCUGCCUGUACCUGCAAGGGCGAAGAUCACGCAGGACCGGACGUUUCGUAUGGGCGGGGCGUCCCGGAAAUCGAUGUACUGGAAGCUGUGGUUGACAUGACAGUUAAGCGCGGCGCUGUCAGUCAGAGUGCCCAAAUGGCUCCUUUUGAUGAAGGGUACCACUAUGACAACUCAUCCAAAGGCGGUAUUAUAUACGACACAAAAAAUACAGAGUACAACGACUAUCUGGGUUCAGUAUAUCAAGAAGCGGUUUCGUCUUUGACUUAUAUCGAUAGCGCGAACUACGUGGGGACUAGCGGUGGCUUUGGCGUUUACGGUUUUGAGUACUUUUCGAACCCCGAGGACAGGGAUUCUGGGCACAUCACAUGGGUUGCAAACGGCGAAAAGUCAUGGACAAUGUACCCCGCCGCUGUUGGUGCUGUUGAAUCAAUGGGCAUUGGACAACGUCUGAUUUCAGAAGAGCCGAUGGCCAUGAUCAUCAAUUUCGGCAUGUCGGAAAGCUUCCAAUCUGUAGACUUUAACCACCUUAUAACGCCCAUGGAAAUGCUGGUCGACUAUAUAAGAGUGUACCAACGGUCAGAAGGAAAAGUUGGAUGUGAUCCGAAAGAUAGGCCGACGGCCGCGUACAUCGAGAAUCAUUUAAAUGCGUAUAGCAAUCCCAACCUUACUACAUGGGAAGAUGCAGGGUAUACCAUACCGAAAAAUUCCUUGAUAGAUACAUGUUGAAAACAUUACUGAGGGUUUAGAAGAGAAUAGAUUGUUGUGGAAUGGCAUCUGCUGUUAGAUUCAUUUUCUUAACAUUUUGGGCUUUUGUUGGUGGAUCGAUG